This is a messenger RNA of Galdieria sulphuraria, 1230 nucleotides long. Its product is annotated as tRNA pseudouridine synthase A. Bases 20 to 1009 code for a protein of 329 amino acids. NCBI's taxonomy places the organism in Eukaryota, Rhodophyta, Bangiophyceae, Galdieriales, Galdieriaceae. Gene Ontology annotation, molecular function: RNA binding; pseudouridine synthase activity. The record is from RefSeq and is a predicted model, not a curated record. Gene Ontology annotation, biological process: tRNA pseudouridine synthesis. The transcript has a single exon.
UUGACAAAAGUCGAAAGAAAUGGCACGCUCACCAUCAUUUACGUUUUCAAGCGGUGGAUGUCUACACAAAAGUUUUUAUUUGAGAAGCCGUAGACUGAAGAGUUGCAGCAGACAGACAGGUUUUUGCAACUUUUUUCAAGUUUGUGUCUGCCUUGAACGAGGCUUGCAAACUUUCUGUUCCUCCACGAGCCCCUGGUGCAAUCCGGGGAUUCGGCCCAGAGUAACUGAAGGUUUCCGAUACCGCCUGCGAGUUGCUUAUGAUGGUACAGAUUUUAGUGGUUGGCAGUUUCAAGAAAAAAGGCGCAGUGUUCAAGGUGUCUUGGAACAAGUACUGUCGAAGCGGUUAAACAGGUCAAUAAGGAUAAUAGGUGCCGGAAGAACCGACUCUGGUGUACACGCUAGAGGACAAGUCGCUCAUUUUGACACUGUUUCUUUUAGUGAUUGUCCGCAUUUGGAAUAUACACUGAAUAGAAUGUUGAGUGGAGAUAUUCGAGUCUACGAUUUGCAACAAAAAGAACCCAUUUCUUCAGAUCCGCGAAACAACUGGCACGCCAUUUUUUCCGCGAGAAAGAAAGUCUAUUCCUAUCGCUUUUCCAUAGCAAAGGAACUGGACCCGUUGGAACGACGUUUUCGUUUUCAUUUUUAUCGUCGCUGCAAUUUGGAACGACUGUAUGAUGCAACUAAAGUGUUCCUGGGUACCCACGAUUUUACCAGUUUUUGUUCGAGGAACACCGAAAUGAAGGAAAUGGAAAAGAAUAUGUGUCGUACCAUUUAUCGAAUUGAUCUUGUUCAUGAAAGUGGUGAUAGUUAUCGUUUGGAAUACGAGUUGAACGGUGCACUGUAUCGGAUGAUCAGGAAUAUUACCUCUUCGCUAUUUUUUGUUGCUUCAGAUGAAUUGACGUUGGAUGACUUGAAUGAAAUUCUUCAUGCAAAAGACAGAAGACGGGCACCCAAGGCAGCUCCAGCACAUGGUCUUUGCCUAGAACGAGUUAUUUACGAUGACUAUUGAAUUCUAGCCAAACCUCUUUUUUGGGAACGACAGCUUAAUGUUGCUAUUAUAGCUAUUUUAAGAAUUAGUAACUUUUGCUAAAAUCCUACGGCGUACUUAAGACAUUUCCAUCGUUGAACGACAGCCUUUAGGAAAGAAAAAAAUGCAUCAAAAUUGCGCCACAUUUCUCAUAACUCGGAUGAGUUUUUUUGGUAUGAUUAGAUAAAUAAUUUGCUUUAUGA